Messenger RNA from Pisolithus orientalis, 489 nucleotides. RefSeq lists its product as uncharacterized. The transcript is spliced from 4 exons. The annotation marks the transcript as partial. Lineage: Eukaryota; Fungi; Basidiomycota; Agaricomycetes; Boletales; Pisolithaceae. The record is from RefSeq and is a predicted model, not a curated record.
GCAGCCCAUUUGGCAAAAGAGUGGAAUGAGAGAAAGCCACCACCCAAAGCCCAGGCAGAGGUGGCAACAAGUAAGGGCCAGAAGUAUGCAAAACAGUUUGCAUAUGACAUGUGGAAGCAGUGUGGGAUGAGAGUGGUGAUCAUGUUGGCAUGGAAGGAUAAGGAGGGUGAAGUGAUGGUUGGAGUGAAUGACUUCAAUGACAAGCUGGGUGAUGGAGAGCUCUAUUCAGAUUGGGAAGACCUUCAUGGAAAGUGGUCAGCCUACACAAAGAAGGCCUUUGGGGCCAAUGGUAUGGAGGAUGGCAGCAGAGAGGAUGAGGCUGGCUUGGCUUGUGGGAAGAUGAAUGCCAGUGUACCUUGGGCUGCAAUAGCUGACAACCAGGCAUCCUAUGUGGCUUCCAAGUAUCUUCCUCCCAAUAUCCCAUUCAAAGAGCCCACCAGGCUGACACAUCAUGAACUAAUCAAAACCUUGGAGUUCUGGAAGGAGUGA